Messenger RNA from Prunus persica (peach), 1372 nucleotides. Its product is annotated as oxygen-evolving enhancer protein 1, chloroplastic. Gene Ontology annotation, molecular function: oxygen evolving activity. The transcript is spliced from 2 exons. NCBI's taxonomy places the organism in Eukaryota, Viridiplantae, Streptophyta, Magnoliopsida, Rosales, Rosaceae. Bases 179 to 1177 code for a protein of 332 amino acids. Gene Ontology annotation, cellular component: photosystem II oxygen evolving complex. Gene Ontology annotation, biological process: photosystem II stabilization; photosystem II assembly. The record is from RefSeq and is a predicted model, not a curated record.
ACAACACAUCUAAACUCAUUACCUUCAUUCAACCAAUGAGAGAGCAAGCCUUAUCCUAUCCAUUAUCCAACUCACUCCAAAGCCCACCAAAUAACUCCCCAAUUGCCACACAAAAACUCUUCCAAAUACUCUGUUUCAAACACAGAGAUCACAUUGGAACUGCAAAACAACACCAACCAUGGCAGCCUCACUCCAAGCAGCUGCUACUCUUAUGCAGCCCACCAAGGUGGGCGCGCCGGCAAGGACCAGCCUUCAGCUCAGGCCCUCCCAGAAUGUCUCCAAGGCCUUUGGCUUGGAACCAUCUGCCUCUGCUAGGCUCACUUGCUCUCUGCAGUCUGAUCUCAAGGACUUUGCUCACAAGUGUGUUGAUGCCUCUAAGAUUGCUGGCUUUGCUCUUGCUACUUCUGCCCUCGUCGUCUCGGGAGCAGGUGCAGAGGGAGUUCCAAAGAGGCUGACCUUUGAUGAAAUCCAGAGCAAGACAUACUUGGAAGUGAAGGGGACAGGAACUGCAAACCAAUGCCCAACCAUUGAUGGAGGGUUAGAAGCAUUCGCCUUCAAGCCGGGCAAGUACACCGCCAAGAAGUUCUGCCUAGAGCCCACAUCCUUCACUGUCAAGGCAGAGAGUGUGAACAAGAAUGCUCCACCAGAGUUCCAAAACACCAAGCUGAUGACCCGUCUAACCUACACCCUCGAUGAGAUCGAAGGGCCUUUCGAAGUGUCCCCAGAUGGCACUCUCAAGUUUGAGGAGAAAGAUGGGAUUGACUAUGCUGCAGUCACAGUCCAGCUCCCCGGAGGCGAGCGUGUCCCUUUCCUCUUCACCAUCAAACAGCUUGUAGCCUCAGGCAAACCCGAAAACUUUGGAGGGGAGUUUCUAGUACCAUCGUACCGCGGUUCUUCUUUCUUGGACCCAAAGGGUAGAGGAGGCUCCACUGGUUAUGACAAUGCCAUUGCAUUGCCAGCAGGAGGCAGAGGAGAUGAGGAGGAGUUGGCCAAGGAGAACAUCAAGAAUACUGCUUCAUCAAAAGGGAAGAUCACACUGAGUGUGACCAAGAGCAAGCCUGAGAGUGGAGAGUUGAUUGGAGUGUUUGAGAGCAUCCAGCCAUCUGAUACUGAUUUGGGAGCAAAGACUCCAAAGGAUGUCAAAAUCCAGGGAGUCUGGUAUGCUCAGCUUGAUUAAGUAGGCCUCUUAUUAAAUUCCCUGUAUGUAUUGAUGUACUUACUCAUUCUGGGUUUCAGAUUUUGCUAUAAAAGUGAAGGUCUUGCUGAACUUUCUUUGUAACCCAAUUGGCCAUGCACUCAGAUCAUUGAGAUCAUUAUCUUUCUUGUAUAUUAUCAUGCCCUAUUAUUAUGAAAAUCCCUCAAUUAUUCCAAA